Rotaria socialis is the source of this 486-nucleotide messenger RNA. Lineage: Eukaryota; Metazoa; Rotifera; Eurotatoria; Philodinida; Philodinidae. The record is from the annotation of a GenBank genome assembly.
AUGGUUUGGGCUGGUGCCAGUUCACAUGGAAAAACUCAAGUAUAUUUUAUUGAACAUGGGACUACAAUAACCAGCAAAUAUUAUAUCGAACACAUCAUAGAGCCACUUAUUGAAUAUGAUAUCUCUCGUUUAUUUCCUGGUGAUAUGCAAAAGAAAAUGGUGCUGCAUCAAGACAGUGCUCCUGGUCAUGUCGCGAAGUAUACAAUUUCUUAUAUGAAGGAACACAACAUUAAUGUUAUAAUACCGCUUGAGUGGUUACCUAAGAGUCCUGAUGCUGCACCAAUGGACUAUUCAAUAUGGGGGAUUAUGAAAGAACGAGUACGAAAGCACAAAGUGUCAACACUGAAAGGACUAAAAAAUGCUAUAAACGUUGAGUGGGAAAACCUUGAGCAAGAAAUUAUCGACAACGCUUUGGAAAGUUGGGCAAAGCGUUGUAGAUUAAUUUACUAUGCCCAUGGAUCCGAUAUCGAACAUCUUUUGCAAUAA